Molecule: messenger RNA, 1146 nt
Organism: Durusdinium trenchii
Lineage: Eukaryota; Dinophyceae; Suessiales; Symbiodiniaceae
Source: the annotation of a GenBank genome assembly
AUGGACCCAGAAGCGGAGCGGCACUUCAAGCUGUCACACUCCAUUGAUGGGUGCCAGUACGCCACGGCGACAUCGGCGGCCCAUCGCAAACGGCUUGAGGAGCAGCCGGCUCAGUCCUUCCAGAUCUUCCAUCCAGAGGCGGCCAAGGCCCUUCGCAUUCAGUCCGAGGCCCUCCAAGGGCUCUCAGCCGCUGACCUCAAGGUCAACCUCCUGGACUUCAAAGCAGCCUUGAAGAAACGGAUGCUGGAGGAGACUUCUGGCCGCACAGAGGAUGCCCUUCAGGCGGCAAUCACCUCCAUGGAGGAGGCCAAAGCAGCAAACAAGCAGAUCCAGGACCAGGGCACGGCAUUCAUGGAACAGUUUGCCCUCAACCCCGUGGAGAUUUCGGCGCGGCCGACUGAACUCAAACACAAGUUGAAGCGGUGCCUAUUCUGUCCUACGGCUCCCCUGGAUUGGCACGAGGUCCCGGACCCCUCCGAUAUGUUGCGCCACUACCUUCCGGCUAUGAGGGCACUACAAGACGGCAAGAAUCCAUGGGCAGGUCAUCCCAAACUCUUGGAGGAAAGGCCCGAUCUCAAGCACACGGUGGCCACCGCGGAACCUGGGGCUGCGUCAACUCCUGGCGCCCUUGGGCCAGCGGUGACCGGCCCGGGCAUGGCAACCCUCAAUGAAAUGGAUGAGGAGGAGUUCAGUCCGCCCCUCCCGGACUGGGCACAGCCCAAAGCUGGUGCACCAUCAGCCAAGGAGAUGGACAAGUACCGGGCACUGGAGAGACGGACCCACCCAUGCUCCUUCGGCUCGGACAUGGUGGAGCCCUUCCACUACACUGACCAGGAGGUGGAAGAACAGAGGCGACGAGAAGUGAGAGAGAGCCGCACAUGGGACUUGAAAUCCCUCAUCCACAUUUACUCGACACGGUACACCUUCAAGUACAUCUACAGCUUGUGGUGCAGUCUCCCCCUGGCCAUCGAAUCCAAACAACGUGGCAAAGAUGCUCCGGGCUCAGCCACCAAGACCCGGAACUUGAAGCGCACCGAGGCCCGCAAGGAGGCCAGUUCUUUCCUGGCUGCCCUGGGCUUAGACAAGCCGACGGACAAGGAGGAAUGGCGCCGGGUGCUCAGAGAGAUGGGUGGCCCCGGUGCAUGA